Molecule: messenger RNA, 2733 nt
Organism: Pteropus alecto (black flying fox)
Lineage: Eukaryota; Metazoa; Chordata; Mammalia; Chiroptera; Pteropodidae
Gene: ALDH3A2
Product: aldehyde dehydrogenase 3 family member A2
Exons: 12
Coding region: 340-1899 (519 amino acids)
Biological process (GO): aldehyde metabolic process
Cellular component (GO): cytoplasm
Molecular function (GO): aldehyde dehydrogenase (NAD+) activity
Source: RefSeq, a predicted model, not a curated record
GGCCGCGUUCUGUCCCGGUGGCGGGGCACUUACUGCCUUGCACCCGCUUCUCUUCAGCGCUUCGGCCACUCGAUCUCCGCGCCUCAGCUCACUUCUCCGGGACUCUUCGUUCCCGGUCCAGGAGCCACUCAUCCGCCGGCAGCAUUCCUUACAUCCCACCCAAGGUUCCAGGGAGUGGGCGGGGCCGGCGUCCGGCUGUCGAGGUCACGUGUCCCACUCCGACCAAUAGGCGCGCCUCCCAGGGUCGAGCCCAGCCCCGCGGGCUGGGUGGAUCUCGGGCAGUUGGACGCCGCCGGAACAGAGGACUUCGUCGGGUCAUCGGGAGAGCAAGGCAAGGCCAUGGAGCGCGAGGUCCAGCGGGCUCGCAUCGCUUUCGGGUCCGGCAGGUCGCGACCCUUGAGGUUCCGGCUACAGCAGCUCGAGGCCCUGCGCAGGAUGGUGCAGGAGCGCGAGAAGGACAUCUUGGCGGCCAUCGCCUCCGACUUGUGCAAGAGUGAAUUUAAUGUGUACAGUCAGGAAGUCAUUACCAUUCUUGGGGAAAUUGACCUGGUGCUGGAGAAUCUUCCUGAAUGGGUUACUGCUAAACCAGCCAAGAAGAACCUGUUCACCAUGCUGGAUGAGGCCUAUGUUCAACCAGAGCCCUUUGGAGUUGUACUGAUUAUAGGAGCUUGGAACUACCCCUUUGUUCUCACCAUUCAUCCACUGAUAGGAGCCAUUGCUGCAGGAAAUGCGGUGAUUAUCAAGCCUUCUGAACUAUGUGAAAAUACAGCCAAGAUCUUGUCUAAGCUCCUCCCCCAGUAUUUAGAUCAGGAUCUGUACAUUGUUAUUAAUGGUGGUGUUGAGGAAACCACGGAGCUUCUGAAGCAGAGAUUUGACCACAUUCUCUUUACGGGAAGCCCUUCAGUUGGAAAAAUUGUCAUGGAAGCUGCUGCCAAGCAUCUGACCCCUGUGACUCUUGAACUGGGAGGGAAGAAUCCGUGUUAUAUUGACAAAGAUUGUGACUUGGAUGUUGCCUGCAGACGCAUAGCCUGGGGGAAGUACAUGAAUUGCGGUCAAAUCUGCAUUGCUCCUGACUACAUUCUCUGUGAACCAUCUCUACAGAAUCAAAUCGUGCAGAAGAUUAAGGAAAAUGUGAAGGAAUUUUAUGGAGAAAAUGUAAAAGAAUCUCCUGAUUAUGAAAGGAUCAUCAAUCUUCGUCAUUUUAAGAGGAUAAUAAGUUUGCUUGAAGGACAAAAGAUAGCUUUUGGUGGGGAAACUGAUGAAGCCACCCGUUACAUAGCCCCAACAAUACUUACUGACGUUAAUCCUGAAACCAAGGUGAUGCAAGAAGAAAUUUUUGGACCAAUUCUUCCAAUAGUGCCUGUAAAGAAUGCAGAUGAAGCCAUAAAAUUCAUAAAUGAACGCGAAAAGGCCUUGACUUUCUAUGUAUUUUCUCAUAACAAGAAGCUUGUCAAACAGAUGAUUGAUGGAACAUCCAGCGGUGCUGUCACAGUCAACGACGUUAUCAUGCACUUCACGCUCAGUUCUUUACCCUUCGGAGGAGUGGGUUCCAGUGGAAUGGGAACUUAUCAUGGAAAAUAUAGUUUUGAUACUUUUUCUCAUCAACGUUCCUGUUUAUUAAAAAGUUUAAAGAUGGAAGGUGUUAACAAACUCAGAUAUCCUCCCAAUAGCCAGUCAAAGGUGGACUGGGCAAAAUUUUUCCUCUUGAAACGGAUCAGCAAAAGAACACUCAGUCUCCUAUUCCUUGCUUUCCUGGGCAUUGUGGCCGCUGUACUUGUCAAGAAAUACCAAGCUGUGCUGAGGAGAAAGGCCCUGUUGAUUUUUCUGGCGGUUCACAGACUAUGUUGUCCAGUAAGCAGUGAUGAACAGCACAUUUCAGAACCCAGCUCUAUCUGUUAAGAGUGAGGCUGGAUACUACUGAAGAAUGAUCCUGUUCAACUUCCUAAUUGCCUCUGCUGAAUUAUUCCUCUGCUAAAUAGUUAAUGAACCAGUAUCCUACAAAAAAUAGUAAGGAAAUAUGCAAAUGCAGUGUAAUCAACCCUAAAAGUCAUUGCUACUCACCAUUAAUAAAACUUGUCAUUUCAGCCAAAUCCCAACAUUUUCCAACAGUGAGAAUACCCAGAGAACCUAUUCUAGAUUAUGUUACACAGAUUUAGAGCUUUGGGCUAGGUUAAACUGGCACUCCCUGGGAGAUGUAAAGGAGUCUCAGAACUUGCUCAGUGACUUCGUCACUAUAGUUCAUGGGACAUGGGUCACCAUACCCUGUCCCUGCUGCUGCCUCUGUCACUUUGGAAACUUUCAAGAACUCAGCAGUGCCCACGGUUACUAGUAAUCUGCAAUCCAGAGAGAUGAGGCUAGAUCUUCCAGCUCCCCUUCAAGUUUGAGGCACUAAAACUGUGGGGGUUAGGGGUUGUCUUUCAUCCCUUGGAACUUGAGGACCACCUGAGCUCUAGGAGUUGGCCCUCCUCUCAAACGUGCCAUCUGGCUUGUGGUUUUCUGGCUUUCUCUUCCAUUAUGUUUGGUUUAUGGCAGUCUCUUGUCCCUACCCAGAAAGGCUUAUUGUGACUAAUAGCACUCAAAGCUUGUAAAUCCUAGGACUUCCUGGAAGACAGUUGCCAAUUUCAUUCAGGUAUCAUCUGUCAUUCUUAUCAUGUAAGAGUUACAAAAUUCUGCAACUUAAUAAAACCUAACUGGCAUUUAAAAAAUGUAAUAAAAGUAACGUAUUUAUAAUAA